AUGUCUAAUAAAGAUGAUAUAGAUUAUGAUGUAGGUAGCUACAGAUGUGAAGGCUCAGUAGAGCAUUUUAGUUUCAGAAUAUGUUUAGAAAUAUCUCGUACUUCAUUUCACCAUAAAAAUACUGAGAUUGAAAAAAAGUACACAAAAAGGAUAGAAAAAAUAUUUCAUUGGAUGGAAAAAACAUCAGAUGAACCACAAGAUCAAAAUGAUUUAGAAGAAACUUCUUCAUCAAUUGAAGGAAAACUUUUAGAUAGCCAUUUGAAAACCGAAUUUAAUCAGCAACAUAACGGUCGUACAAUUCUGCAUGAUAUUAUGGGUCAUGAUAGUACACUCACUGAAUCAUUCAAGAAAAUGAGCUUAAUGAAAGACCAUAAAAAAAAUAUACAUUUUUUUACUAAAAACGUUAUUGAUAAUUCACCAUCUGACAUUUCAAAAUUGCAAAAUAGAUUACCAAAUUUCAAUCAAAUAAUGCAUGUUCUUCUUGACCUUGGAAAUAAUGGUACAGAAAAUGAAGGAAAUAAUCUCGUGUUAGCAUCAUUUUAUUGGAAUCCAAACAGUCAUAUUAUGACAAUAUUUCCUAAUUUUACGACUAACAAUUGUUCAGGAUAUAUACUUCCAAUUAGUACAGUGAAAGAUUCAUGUUUUGAGUACAGAUUUUGGAUAGAAAAUCUAUCAAAUGAAUCUCUAGAACUAAUUACUGAUACUGUAAAUUUUCAUCUACUCAAAUUUGAUCACUAUGACUUUUAUAUACCAGAGACUGAUACUAUUGAAAUAUUUGCUGAAAUAACUUCUGCUAGUGGAUUUGAAUAUGACAAUUUAUUUAUUCGUUAUUUUAUUGAUCUUCCUUCAGGAUGGAAAUGUGCUAAUAUUAAUUCACUUAGUGGAACCACUCAUACAUGUCGACGAAAUAACAAUAAGACAUCUAUAUUUUCAUAUCUAUUCAAUGUUACAGUAAUAUUACCAAAAACAAUUGAUCAACCUAUAGAUCAAAAUAUUAACUCUGCAUUUAUAACAUUUAUUGUUUAUUCAAUUGAUUCAUGGAACAAGGAACGAGUUGAAGGAUAUGCAUCAUAUCAAAUUCCAAAAUUCUCUACACCAAUAUCAUAUAAAAAAAAUAUUAAAUUAGAAGCUUGGUUACCAAAAUCUAGAAAUUGUGUUGAUAAUUUACGUAGAUAUUUCAUUGGUGGAACUGUUAAGUUGGCUGAACCUAAUUAUAUAAGUGUACCCACAAAUUUCAAUGAAAAGUUGUUGAGUAAAUUUGGAAUGGAAGUAGAACAUAGAGGUACACUGGAUAUUACAUUAAGUAAUCUAAUGCAGCGUUGUAAAAGCAUUAAUAAUACUGAUAAUAAUAUUAAUCCUAGUGACAUUGUAUCUGCUCAAGCGCUAGUAAAAAGUGUCAACAAUGUAAUGGCUAGUUUCAAAAGAGCACGACAGAGAAUGCUUUUAGCUUGCCAGCCAAUAUUAAGUCCAUCACAUAACUAA
Messenger RNA from Macrosiphum euphorbiae (potato aphid), 1482 nucleotides. Lineage: Eukaryota; Metazoa; Arthropoda; Insecta; Hemiptera; Aphididae. The record is from the annotation of a GenBank genome assembly.